AUGGACUCGACUACUAGAGAUGGGAGCUGUGACAACCCGAGCUCACCGCCGGCCAGAUCAGGUCCCGGGAGUCAACUUUCCGACCUCACAGGGCAGUUUGUCGCCAAUUCAGAUAUAACCGCCUCGCCUCGGAGCCUCUCGAACGAAGCGGUCCGGCCGUCAACUUCAUCAUCAAACGCGUAUUCCUCCACGGCGUACCUGAGCACCCCAGCAGCGCACUCGGCUUAUCUCCCCACACCUGCCUCUCAGUCUUACUCCCCAUUUCCAGUCUUGAGCCCGGCAGUCCUAAACUCGACCUGGUCCCAGCCCGACACAAUCCCCGAAGAUUCCAUCCCACCCCUCUCCCACCAGCAAACCCACGGAACUUCACUCCAACAAGCACCUCACUUUCGUCAGGCUGAACCAUCAUCCAACAUGAGUGCCGUUGCAAUUCAGUAUGACCCUUCCUUCUCCAUGGGACCGAGGUCGGCAUUCACCUGGCCAGGCCCACUCGAAUCCCAUGCCUCCAGCAACUCCGUCCUGAGCAAUGCGCUAUCUUCGAUGGGCCACGGAUCGGAGCCCAGCCUUACCCCACCGAUGGACACGAGAUCAUUGACAUCCAGCCCUCCACGAUUCUCCCUCACAGCAGAGCAGCGUGAAUUGAAGCGACAACAAGACAAAGCCCGCCGAGACACAAGACUCAUGUCGCGCGUGCGCCGAACCAGCAGCCCCCCCUACGUGGAGUCUCCAUCAUCGGCCAUGCAGCUACCCGAUGCUUCGAGUGCAAUGAGCCUACCGGCCUACACGACCGCCUCUGCUUCUGUCUCCCUCAUGGCGGAACCUGCUGCUACGAUGAGCACGUCGCCAUAUCUUUCUUCAUACAGCCCUUCGGCGGAGGAGCAACAUGCGCAGGCAACCCCGGUGUACCCAACUUCGUACCCACAAAGCUUGCAACACAACUACAACUUACCGAUUGAUUAUUCCGCCGUUUAUGCAGGGCCUGGCCAUUACAGCACUCGACCAACAUCACUAUCUGUUGGUCAGGACGUUGGUCUCAUGUACCAGGUCCCUGCCGUCAUGACGACUGGAGGCGCAAGCUCGCACGAGGGUGGUGGACACGUCAGAGUCGUGCAGAGCCGACCUAAACCACGAUGCUGGGAACACGGUUGCAACGGGCGUCAGUUUUCGACCUUUAGCAACCUGUUGCGGCACCAACGCGAGAAAUCUGGACAAGCAGCUAAGGCGUCUUGCCCCAACUGCGGAGCUGAGUUCACCAGGACCACUGCGCGAAACGGACACCUCCUCCACGACAAAUGCAAGGGUCGGCGAAACACCUAG
Messenger RNA from Ilyonectria robusta, 1317 nucleotides. RefSeq lists its product as uncharacterized. Lineage: Eukaryota; Fungi; Ascomycota; Sordariomycetes; Hypocreales; Nectriaceae. The record is from RefSeq and is a predicted model, not a curated record. The transcript has 5 exons. Bases 1 to 1317 code for a protein of 438 amino acids.